Thamnophis sirtalis is the source of this 2975-nucleotide messenger RNA. RefSeq names its product deoxycytidine kinase (gene DCK). Gene Ontology annotation, molecular function: deoxycytidine kinase activity; ATP binding. NCBI's taxonomy places the organism in Eukaryota, Metazoa, Chordata, Lepidosauria, Squamata, Natricidae. Gene Ontology annotation, biological process: nucleobase-containing compound metabolic process. The record is from RefSeq and is a predicted model, not a curated record. Gene Ontology annotation, cellular component: mitochondrion; cytoplasm.
AGUCCCCAUCUGGCAAUGGGUUCUUUUGACUGCUAAGCCGCGCUCUAAGCUAGACGGACUUUCCGCGUUUCCACCUCACCUUUUCUGUCCCUCUCGGGCCCCCGUAGCGGAGCCACACAGAAGCCAUAGAGAAGAAACAAACAAGGGGGGGAGGGGGGGACGCGGAAAGUGGGCCAGUUGGGUGGAGCUUUGCGCGUGACGUCACUGGGCGGCGCAGCCAACACCGAUGGAAUCGGAUUCGAACGCUGGCGGGAAGAUAAAGCGGCGUUUGGCGUAGCCGGCGAAGUUGCGUUCCCGCGCUUUUUUGUCCUUCCUGCGCUACCGUUUUUUUUUUUUUCCUGAGCGGCUGUGUAAGAGAGAGAGCUCCGUUUGUUUACCGGCGGGCUGCUUCCAUGGCAACUCCACCCAAGCGGAGCCGCAGCGGCGUGAAGAAGAUCGCCAUCGAGGGCAAUAUAGCCGCAGGUAAAUCUACCUUUGUGAAUAUUCUCAAAAAAGCCCGAGAGGAAUGGGAAAUUGUUCCAGAGCCAGUGGAAAAAUGGUGCAAUGUUCAAGACUGCCGCGAUGACUGUGAGGAGCUGACAGCCUCACAAAAGAGCGGUGGAAACCUUCUUCAAAUGAUGUAUGAGAAGCCGGAGAGAUGGUCCUUUACUUUUCAAGCCUACGCCUGUCUAAGCAGAAUCAGGGCUCAACUCAAAUCCCUUGAAGGGAAACUAAAAGAACCUGAGAACGCUGUGGUUUUCUUUGAACGAUCCGUUUAUAGUGACAGAUACAUCUUUGCAUCCAAUUUAUAUGAAUCUGAUUGCAUGAAUGAAACAGAGUGGACUAUUUAUCAAGAUUGGCACAGUUGGAUGAAUCAGCAGUAUGGAUCGAGCCUUGAACUGGAUGGCAUUAUUUAUCUCCGAGCUACUCCUGAAAAAUGCUUGGAUAGGAUUUACAUCCGUGGAAGGGAUGAAGAGCAAGGCAUUCCCAUGGAAUAUCUGGAGAAACUCCAUUACAAACACGAAAGCUGGCUCCAGCAUCGGACAUUACGAACAGAGUUUGAAUACUUGCAAAAAGUACCCGUUUUAACCCUCGAUGUAAAUGAAGAUUUCAAAGGCAACAGAGACAAACAUGAAAAUAUGAUUGAGAAGGUCCAAGAAUUUUUAAGUACAUUAUAGCAUUUCCAGAAGUGUUAACUGAAGCCGAGUGUUCCCAGCACUUGGAUCAGUUAUUCAUUUUAUCAAUGCUUGGUUUUGCUUAACUAGAUUCAACUAUAUUAUGCGGUUAAAUAUUGCUACGAGCUGGUAUUUUAUUUGCAUGUUCCUUGGGUGAAGUCUUUGCCGGGCAUGAACAUUUGUUGCCAAAAACAACCGAAGAGAGGACUUGCUGUAACAACCGUAACAUUCUUUUUUAUAGCAUGAAUGAAAGUGUUAAAUGUCCUGAUGUCUCUAUAAUUAGCAAAACUUGGAUGAUACGUCAGAUUUCAUCACAUACAUUUUAAUCAUCUAUAUUCCUGUGGGAUUGAUGUAGGGCAGCAACUCCCUUCCUAUAAACUGGAAAUUUUUUUAAAAAAACUUUCCAAGCUUGCAUUUGACCCUCAAUUAUAUCUUUGAAGUCAUAGUGAAGCAAAUUUGGGGUAGCUUGAUGUAAGUUAACAAAACGUCUGUCAUAGAUGGUUUGUAGGUAACCACAGAUUAUUCUAAAGCAGAAGCAUUUCCCUGGAGUAUGGAUACAUUUGAUAAGUAAAUGAUGAAAGCAGCCAUUCAUUCUUUUCUGUAUGUGUUGUGAUAUUGGACACAUGUUCAAAAGGAGGACAGUUUGCGUUGCACUGAUCUACCACUGCUUGGGUUAGAUGAUUAAUUUUUUUCACCUGUCUUCUCAAGGCAAUCCCCUCCGUUUCCUAGCAUAGUCUGUUGACUUCUUCCUGUAGAAUAAAAUCCCCAAAGUAAAUCAUUUAUGACUUCUCCUUGGAUUCAAACUGGCUCUUUCCUUCGCUCGGAAAGUCAUUCCAAGAAGCUAUGCAUCAAACUUACAGGGAUGCCAAACAGACUCGCCUAGAUAAAUCAGGACUAUUUAAUGAUUCUGCAUUGAACCAAAAAUGUGUGUUUUAUUUAAUGUUCUGUAUGCAUUAGAUUCUUGGCCUAAGGCAGGGGUGUCCAACUUUGCAACUUUAAGAUCUGUGAACCUGGCUGGCUGGGGAAUUCUGGGAGUUGGAAAUCCACAGAAAGUUGCAAGGUUUGAUACCCCUGGACUAAGGCGUAACUGUCUGCAGCCGAUUUGUAUUCAGCUGCUUUCUUGCUUCAUUUUUUAUCAAUUUCAACGUACUGCUAAAUAUUCCACUUAAAGUUGGAGUUGUUCUCUUAAAACACUUGGACCCGUUUUAUAUUGUUCAUGGGAAUCCUGGAAAGGAACUUCAAAAGUAACUGUGGUUUUAACUUAUUCAUCUCUUUACCAUUUCAUGAUUUUAAAACUGCAAAGCAUCAAAUUGGGUUGGCUCCUUUAAAUGGAUUUAUUCUUACAUGGUGUCUUUAGAUCAGUGGUGGGAUACAACCGGUACGCCCCAGUAUGGGUGUACCGGUGCCUGCUGGGAGCACCAGGUACCGUUCCAGUACGGUGCUCUGGAGGGCCCGCCCGCCCGCCUUACCUUUAUUUGAACUGUUUGGGGCUUACGUGCACAGAGCAUACGGCACCUGCGUGAUGCUCCGCUGAGCAGCUGGAGUGUCACGGAGGCAUCGCAGCCACUAGGUGCGCAUGCGCAUGUGCUGCUCGCGUUCAUGUAGUGGAUGCCCGUCCCCAUUGCACCAUACUGGUUGCAAUGGGAUCCGGAACCCACCACUGCUUUAGAUGUAGUUUAAUGAGUCCCUGUUUUUACCCCCCAAAGAUGUACGACAUUUGAUCAUCUUGGAAACUUUUUUUUUUGCUGAAAUAACGGUCGAAAACAUCACAUUUCUGUAUCAUUAACCAUAUCAAUAAAUCUUAAUCAUUUGUCAAUAGAA